AUGAAGUCGGCUCUAUAGUGAGAUUCAGUUUUGUUGUUUUGUUUUAAUUUUACACAGAAUUAAUAUGUUAUUGUACAAAAACAUAUUUAGUUGUAUAUCGACUUUUCAACGCACCACAAUAAGACGAAUUCAAUUGAAAAGUACGAACUGACAGGCGGUAAAAGAACAUGCGAUAAAUAUUUCAGUUUUAAACUCAACUCGAAUAUGCCCUUUAAAAAAAAUUAAAUUAAAUUAUUCGUUGAUAAAAUCCUCCGAAAUCAGAGCAAAAAAAUGAAGGUGUUAAUAAUUUUAAAUGUGAUUUUGUUUAUUGAAACUUCUUCUCAAACGUUUAAUCAUGAUGAUGGCUAUGGAAAAUAUCAUUAUGAUACAUAUUCCAAUUACAAAUCCCACAAAUACGCCUCACCACAGCUCAAUGAAGACGAUGAAAAUCUAAAAUAUCGGCAAGAGGUUAAUCUUAAUGACAGCUACGAUGACGGCAUGGAUUUGUUUUACAACAAACCGGAAGCGGAAAUAAAAUCUGAUUUAACGCCAACAAUAGAAGUUGACACGCUUAAAUGUCCCCAGGGCUGUGUGUGUCAGUACGCACACUUAAUGGAUUUGCCCAUAUCACGUUGGAUAAACCACAUGCAACAAAGAUAUUUAAAUUCGAAUAACAACGUUGACAACACUGAAGAUCUAAUCAAUAACAAUGAAUCGUCCUUUGAGAAUGACUUGAGUUACACAAUAAAUCCUUUCAUCAAACAAGCUACUUGCAUAAUGCAAGAAGACACGAAUGCAGAGAAUCUAAUAAAUGCUCUGCCUCAUGACAUGCAAGCUUUGGUUUUGCUAUAUACUGGCAUAGGGAGAAAUAAGACGGUGAACACAAGCAUUUUAAAGCCUUUGAAUCAGUUAACAACACUGGAAGUAAGAGGAUCACAAGAUCGUGGCUUACGUUUGGUUUUAGACGCACCAUUGCGAUUUCUGAAGCACGCCAAUUUCGAAUCAAUAUCGCUGAUGGGCUCAGAGAUCGUCAAAAGACCAACGGAUGUCAAACACCCCAAGGAGGUAUUUAAUUACAAGCCCAACAUUGAGUUGUUAAACAGCAUGGAAUUCAACGAGAAGGACUACAAUACCAAGCAUUACGAUCGUAAAUUACUUGUCGAACUCCAACAGCAAGAACAAGAGGAACUGGAAAUCGUGCCGUAUGAAGUGUACAUAGAAGAAGUUAAAAAGGCAAAAAUGCCGUCAUUCUAUGGAUGGGAACGCUUAGAGGUUUUGCGCAUACAAUCGUGUGGCAUGAAUGAAUUAUCUUGGGAAAUGUUUAUGGGUUUAGACGAACUACAACAUCUGUCUUUAGAACACAACGACAUACAAGUGGUGCCACCAUUUGCCUUAUCGGGCGCCACACAACUGCGAACCUUAUCACUUGCCCACAAUGGUAUACAUGACUUACAUUAUCGGAAUUUAGCCGGCUUAUUUGAAUUACAUGCAUUGGAUAUAAGCGAUAACCGCUUAAGUAAACUAACAGAACUAAGUUUUCCACCAUUGCCGAAAUUACGAAAAGUCGAUUUUCGCAAUAAUCCCAUACGCUACAUAUUUCCAGCCACAUUUUGGGUCAUGAAUAAUACAAGAGAAAUGUAUUUUGGUUCUGAUGAAACACCCCUAGAACUAUGGGGCAACCAGCCCUUCAAAAAGCUUACUCAACUCAACAUUCUGGAGAUAAACAAUGUUUCUAUUAAUAAUUUGGAGCAAAAUAUAUUCAAGGAUUUGAUAUCUUUACAAAAACUCAAAUUACGAGGUGAUGUUAACACAUUGGAAUUCGAUGCAUUCUCCGGAAUUACUCAAUUGGAAGAACUUGAUUUAUCCAAUUGUCAAAUCAAUGAUAUAUCUAUGGAUGCUUUUGUCGGCUGUAAACGUUUACGUUUGGUAAAUCUCUCUCAUAACAACAUCAGUUACAUACCUCCGGGUCUAUUCGACGAUCAAACCAACCUUGAGGAAAUAUAUUUAAACAACAAUCAGCUAAGAACACUGCCCCGAAACUUCUUUCAGCUAAAACGCCUAGUGGUGGCACGUUUGUCGGAGAAUCCUUGGAAAUGUUCUUGUGAUAUGAAUAGCUGGAAAGCUAAAAUCACUAACCAGGAGAUAGCGCCACAAACUGAAAGAUGUAUCAAUGACUUCUUUUCUGGCAAAAAACUAUCAUGUCGUAAAUUUAAUACAUAUAAAUUCAACAAACAACUGGCUCCGCGGUGCGAUAAUUUUAAUGGCCGCAGUGUUUACUAUGUUCUGCGAAAGCAAUUACAAUGCGGAGCCAAAUAUAUUCAAUUGAAGAAACCUACAUCGCAAAACAAUAGAAUGCCUCAUUGGCGUAAAUUUGAAGAAAGAGGACAUGCAUUUAACAAUAAACGAAGCAAUGAAGCGCCUAUGGAAGAUAAAAGUAGCCCACUAAUAAAUCGCAUGAUGUGGCAAUUACAGAAACAAGAAAAAAUUCGAACGUCUUUAAGAAAUCUACGAGAAAAUUCGCUGGAACACCAGUUGAAAAAGGAACCAAAAGAAACUAUUCAAAUGUCGAAAUUUUCUGUUGUCCACGAUUACGAGGAGGUACCAAAUGAUAUAUGAGUCACACUUGUGAUUGUUUUACAUAUUUAUGUAUCGAAAUGUAAAUGAAAUGCAAUUGAUUUUAGCGUGAAUACUACAUAGGUUAGAAACUAAAAUAUUGAAUGUAAGUUAAACUGUUAUUAAAUAUAAAAAGUAAUGUACAAAAACACAAUAAAGCCGUCAUCAAAUAACGAACUAAA
Musca domestica (house fly) is the source of this 2774-nucleotide messenger RNA. RefSeq names its product toll-like receptor 13. The transcript has 4 exons. Gene Ontology annotation, cellular component: plasma membrane. Lineage: Eukaryota; Metazoa; Arthropoda; Insecta; Diptera; Muscidae. Gene Ontology annotation, molecular function: protein binding. Bases 271 to 2595 code for a protein of 774 amino acids. The record is from RefSeq and is a predicted model, not a curated record.